Messenger RNA from Pomacea canaliculata, 2061 nucleotides. RefSeq lists its product as uncharacterized. NCBI's taxonomy places the organism in Eukaryota, Metazoa, Mollusca, Gastropoda, Architaenioglossa, Ampullariidae. The transcript is spliced from 3 exons. The record is from RefSeq and is a predicted model, not a curated record. Bases 532 to 966 code for a protein of 144 amino acids.
CAUUAGUCUCGGUGGUUUUUCUCUCUUUUUUUAAUUUUGUGAAGACGUGUGCACUUAAUGAAGCAUGCCACGGCCAAGAAAGUGGUAUCCAGCUGGAUAUACGGUAAAUUCGGGCAGGUUGGUAAACGUAAGGAACGAUUUUCCGCGGUGGAUGUGACGAAAUUGGAAAGAGAACUCUUCAACAGGGGCAAAAUGGACGUGUACGCACCCAACAACAGGAGGAACGUGACACCUUCCAGGAUAUUCUUCGAGAUAGCAGGAUGUAUUAGAAAGUUAGUUCUAUUCAAUUCUUACGAGACCAGGUGAAACUGGAGUCAGCAAUCACAAGAAGAAAAAAAGUGUCCGAGGCUGAGGGCUGGAAAGAUCUGCGAGCAGGUCUUGUUCAUGUCCACAUUGAACAAAUUCAGACCUGCCACACAAAAAAAUUCAGCUUCUGUGGCUGUGCACAGGUCCCAGAGAUUGUCUUGUGUCCUGAUUGUGGACCUGUAAGACUAUUGCAAAUCAUGUGAUGAAAAGAUCUACUGUUUGGUGAUGUAUCAUCAGACAUACAGUUGGAAAGAAGACGCAUCAUUGUGUCUACCUGUGAAAAGAGAAGCAACCAUUUUGUCUGAGCACCAGUGUGACAAGCUCUACUACCGUCAGAUUGGAGUUUUUGAUGCACAAGGCAGAGAUCACAUCAUGAAAGUACAGUUCUGUGAAUGUGAGCCAGAAGCAGUAACACUAAUAAGAAAUGGCUUAUGGCCAGCAACACCAAAGAAGCCAGGGACCGCAUUUUGCAUGAAAGUGAUGGAGCUAUGCAGAAUGCUACAGUUAGAAGGACAAAUGUCUCUCCAGAAAUUUUGCAUGGCAUUGGAGCGGAGGACAACUUUUCUACAUAGUCGCAGCAGGGACUACAGAAACAUGUACAAGGCACUGGGUAUACAUGCUAUCAUUUUGUCACAGCAUGACUAUAGCAACAUGUACUAGACACUUGGUAAACACAUCAUAAUGUGUUGUCACAGCAAAGACUACAGAAACAUGUACAAGGCACUGGGUAAACAUGCUAUCAUAUUUUGUCACAGCAUGACUACAGCAACAUGUACAAGAUACUUGCUAAACAUAUCGUCAUAUGUUGUCCAAUAAGUCUAACUUUCAAGAAACUCCUCAUGGUAUAUUGCUUAAUGACUCCAUAGAGAACUGUAUCAGUGCCACUAGACCUGUAGUCGAGUAGUGCGACAGUUUCAUUUUAUGGAUGUAAAUAUAGUUUACUUAUAAGGGUUAUAAGCCAAUAAUUUCAGUUUACAUUAUUUGGAAACUAUGGAAAGAAUACGUGGAUUGUGAAAAUGGUAUUUUAUGUGUUUGUUUAAUUGUUUAUCGUAGGUAACACAAUUAUAGAAUUUCACCAUCAUCAGGUGUUAUGUCUUGAGACAGCUCAUGCCCAUGACUUCCUGGGCAAGAAGUGCCCAAUAUGUAGUCUGGUAUGUUGUAUGGGUUAAGGAUUAGGCAUUUUAAGAAAUAUUUAAACACAGUUGCUGUAUUCUGCAAACAAAAACACCCACAAAAGUUUAUUACACUUGAUUUGUACAUAAUAUUUUCACAUGGUUGCAAUUUAAGUUUUUGAAAAUAUGCCUAAUCUGUGCACAUCAGUUUCCCGAUGUUUUGAUAUAAAGAGAAUUUAUCAACAUUGUCUAAUGCCUACUGAUAAUUUUAGGCCAUGUCUUUCAAAAACAUAUCUUCUAUUUCAUGAGGAAUUAAUAGAAGUGAUUAGUGAUCUUCACUCAGAUAUCGAUUCGAAAUCUGGUGAAGACGAUGAAGAGGAAGAACGCUUUUUUCCAUAAGUUGUUGAGCUAUUAAUUUCUUUAGUCAGUUUACUGAAGGGGACAAUUGAUAUGUUUAUUGAAAUUGUAAAGGUAUUUAAGGGAUGAUAGCAUGUUUAUUUUGUUUUAAAGCAUUGCUACAACCAACAUCAACAAAGGCUUUAUGAAUUCAUUGCUACAUUUUUGAACCAAGAACGGUGUAACCUUCUAAUUCUGUUUUUAGCAAUGUACUUUUUUUUUAUAUAGUAUACAUACAAGACACAUU